GAUCCCAGCUCUGAGUCUGGAGGUGUGGAGCGACUGUGCCGCAUCUGAAACCAAACCUCGCCUUUUUCCUGGAACAUUCAAACAACAAAAAAAAGGGCCUGCAAAUCAAACACGCAAGUCAAAAAAUAUAUACGAAAGAAAAUCGGACGACGAAUCAACAUGACAGACCAAACGACCAAAACCCACGUUAUCCUGCUUUCAUGUGGAAGCUUCAACCCCAUCACAAAGGGACACAUACAUAUGUUCGAAAAAGCCAGAGAGUUCCUGCAGAAGACAGGGCGCUUCAUAGUGAUUGGUGGAAUCAUUUCGCCUGUACAUGACUCCUACGGCAAAGCGGGUCUUAUUUCUAGCAGACACCGACUCACCAUGUGUCAGGUGGCAGUGCAGUCAUCCGACUGGAUCAGGGUCGAUCCUUGGGAGUGUUAUCAGGACACCUGGCAGACUACUUGCAGCGUAUUGGAACACCACCGAGAUCUGAUGAAGAGAGUAACAGGAUGCAUUCUGUCCAAUGUGAACACGCCUUCUACAACUCCUGUGAUUGGCCAGCCCCAGAACACCACUUCUCCGAUCUAUCAGAGCCGCAAUGCAGUAAGCAAGCCCACAGCUGUUAAGCUGUGGGGAAAAAUGAGUGAGAGUCUGGCGAAAAUCUGCUGUGUCCGCCCACACGUGGAGCGCUUCACCUUUGUUGAUGAAAACGCCAACCUUGGCACCGCCGUGCGCUACGAAGAAAUCGAGUUGCGUAUCCUGCUUCUGUGUGGCAGUGAUCUUCUGGAAUCCUUCUGCAUUCCUGGUCUAUGGAAUGAGAGUGAUAUGGAGGUGAUCGUAGGUGACUUUGGGAUAGUUGUGGUGCCCCGGGAUGGAACCGACACAGAAAGGAUAAUGAAUCAUUCCUCUGUGCUUCGUAAGCACAAGGGCAACAUCAUUGUGGUGAAGGACGAUAUGAACCACCCGAUGUCGAUUGUCAGUUCAACUAAGAGCAGACUGGCUCUCCAGCAUGGAGACGGCCACGUGGUGGACUACCUGACUCAGCCAGUGAUUGACUACAUCCUGCAAAAUCAGCUCUACAUCACCGCCUCUGGAUAGGCAAAGAGGACGCAAGCAGAUGCCUCUCUGUUUAAGCUGCCCCGUCUGUCUCCCUGUGUGUGAUUAACAGUGUAGUCCUGCCGCACUCUAUCACUGCUUUUUCCAUAUAGAGGAGCGUUAAAACCUAUCCGUCAUCCUUUCUAACUGUAUCAUAGUGACUUGUCGGGAGUAAGGGCGUGCUGCGGCGUUGCGGUUCGCCGAAACGGAACAGAAAUGAGAAGAGAUGAGAGCGAUUCAUACAGGAAAUGCUACCGGCUUGAAUGUUGGCCUUGCUGUCAGUUUGAUACUUUCUUUUUUCCCUCUAAUUGCAUGUCUUGAGGUUUUUCUUUUACCGCACGAGUGCUCGAAUAGCCUUGUAGACUUUAGUCCGCUGUGACCGUGUUUGCAAAAAAAAAAAAAAAAAAAAAACUACCAAUAACUACCUGCUUACGCGCAUUCCUUUUUUUUAUCUUUUCAAUAUGGCCGUGUGUACAAAGGGAUUUGCAUUGCCGUUCAUUUUUUCUUUUUGUUUUGGCCACCUGCGUGCAUUCCUGCAUAUGUCAUUUGUAUUUCGUUUGCACAUUAAAGAAUGACCUUCUGA
This is a messenger RNA of Silurus meridionalis, 1663 nucleotides long. It is a transcript of the gene nmnat2, whose product is annotated as nicotinamide nucleotide adenylyltransferase 2. Bases 160 to 1083 code for a protein of 307 amino acids. Lineage: Eukaryota; Metazoa; Chordata; Actinopteri; Siluriformes; Siluridae. Gene Ontology annotation, biological process: NAD+ biosynthetic process. The transcript is spliced from 11 exons. The record is from RefSeq and is a predicted model, not a curated record. Gene Ontology annotation, molecular function: nicotinate-nucleotide adenylyltransferase activity; nicotinamide-nucleotide adenylyltransferase activity. Gene Ontology annotation, cellular component: Golgi apparatus.